GUCCCAUCCAUUCUUGCAUUUCUCCCUUCCUAAGUGAGUAAAGAAAGCCAUCAUGAUACAAAUCAAAACUCAGAACAAAUGCAAUUUCAAUUCCAUGGAUGAAGGAGAUGUUGAGCUCAGAAGAGGGCCAUGGAGUCCCGAGGAAGACAAUCUUCUCACGCAGUACAUAUCUUGUCACGGCGAAGGCCACUGGAAUUGGUUGGCCAAACGUGUCGGGUUGAUGAGAACCGGGAGAAGUUGUAGAUUAAGAUGGUUGAAUUACUUAAAACCUAAUAUUAAACGAGGAAAUCUUACCAUUGAAGAGCAGCUCUUGAUUCUUGAACUUCAUUCCUUGUGGGGUAACAGAUGGUCAAAGAUUGCACAACAUUUGCCAGGACGAACCGAUAAUGAGAUCAAAAAUUAUUGGAGAACACGAGUGCAAAAAUAUGUCCGCCAACCUAAAAUCAAGUUCGAUGGCCAAAAGUCUCUAGAAAAAAAUACAAGUGGUUCUAUUCCUAAGUUGAAGAAGAUGGAACAAUCGUCAACGUCAACAUCUUGUUCGUCUCAUCCAUCACCACAAUCUUCGUCCUUUUCUUUGGUAACUUCUUCAAACAUGAACUCAGAAAAAAUUAUAUAUUCAACCAAACACAUCGUAGAAGACUUUGUAACCGGUAAAAGCCCGAUGUCGUCCGAAUUUCAUAUGAUUGAAUCUUGUUAUAACAAUAAUGUUACUUUAAAUGACAAUUUAUAUGAAAACAUUAGUACUAGCAACUGCCUCGACCCAAUCAACAUGUUCGGUUAUCACAACCAUCUUUCGAACCCGAAUGAUCAGAUGGCAUAUCCUAAUUGGAUGGGUGAUGACAUCAUUGGCAUGACCGGUGAUGCGUUAUGGUGCAUAGACAAAUUGUGGUAA
This is a messenger RNA of Impatiens glandulifera, 892 nucleotides long. Its product is annotated as MYB-like transcription factor EOBII. Gene Ontology annotation, molecular function: sequence-specific DNA binding; DNA-binding transcription factor activity. Gene Ontology annotation, cellular component: nucleus. The coding region runs from base 53 to 892 and encodes 279 amino acids. Gene Ontology annotation, biological process: regulation of DNA-templated transcription. The record is from RefSeq and is a predicted model, not a curated record. The transcript has 3 exons. NCBI's taxonomy places the organism in Eukaryota, Viridiplantae, Streptophyta, Magnoliopsida, Ericales, Balsaminaceae.